This is a messenger RNA of Babjeviella inositovora NRRL Y-12698, 957 nucleotides long. RefSeq names its product ribose phosphate diphosphokinase subunit. Gene Ontology annotation, molecular function: ribose phosphate diphosphokinase activity; magnesium ion binding. Gene Ontology annotation, biological process: purine nucleotide biosynthetic process; 5-phosphoribose 1-diphosphate biosynthetic process. Bases 1 to 957 code for a protein of 318 amino acids. Lineage: Eukaryota; Fungi; Ascomycota; Pichiomycetes; Serinales. The transcript has a single exon. The record is from RefSeq and is a predicted model, not a curated record. Gene Ontology annotation, cellular component: cytoplasm; ribose phosphate diphosphokinase complex.
AUGCCAAGCAACAGCAUCAAGUUAUUAGCGGGUAACUCGCACCCUGAAUUGGUGCACUUGAUAGCCCAGAGGUUGGGGUUGGAGCAGUCCAAGAUUGGUGUCUACCAGUACUCCAACCAAGAAACCGCCGUAACUAUCGGCGAGUCGUUGAGAAAUGAGGACGUCUACAUCAUCCAGACCGGCUGCGGUGAGGAAGAAAUUAACGACUUCUUAAUGGAAUUGUUGAUCAUGAUCCAUGCCUGCAAAACCGCCAGCGCCAGAAGAAUCACCGCCAUCAUUCCAAGCUUCCCCUACGCCAGACAGGAUAAGAAGGAUAAGUCCCGUGCUCCUAUCACCGCAAAGUUGAUUGCCAAGUUAUUGGAGACUGCUGGGUGCGACCAUGUGAUCACCUUAGAGUUGCAUGCGUCUCAAAUCCAAGGGUUCUUCCGCAUCCCAGUGGACAACUUGUACGCCGAGCCUUCUGUGUUGAAAUAUAUUAAGGAAACCACUGACAUGAAUAACUGUAUCAUCGUUUCUCCGGACGCUGGUGGUGCCAAAAGAGCGGCAUCCUUGGCCGACCGCCUCGACUUGAACUUUGCGUUGAUCCACAAGGAACGCGCCAGACCAAACGAGGUCUCCAAAAUGACCCUUGUUGGGGACGUUACCGGCAAGUCCUGCUUGUUGGUUGACGACAUGGCUGACACCUGUGGCACUUUAUGCAAGGCUGCCGAUACUUUGUUGGCCAACGGCGCCAAGGAGGUUAUUGCUAUCGUCACUCAUGGCAUCUUCUCUGGUAACGCUGCUGGCAAGUUGAACGAGUCCAAGUUGAAGAAGAUUGUUUGCACCAACUCCAUGCCGGUUGGUGACUUGCAAGUCAAAAAGUUGGAGCAGAUCGACAUCAGUGCCACCUUAGCCGAGGCCAUCAGAAGAUUGCACAACGGUGAAAGUAUCUCCUAUCUUUUCACCAACCAGUGUUAG